GACGGGCAGUGAUUGGUGAAACGUGGAGGAAGGUGUCGUCACGGUGUGAGGUUCCCGGAAGUGGCGUGUGGAAGAGAGCAGUGAGACAGGAGAGUGAGCGGGGGCUGUGCUCAGCUGACUGGCAGCAGAUAGGGCGCUCUCAUCUUUCCAGGCUGUGUGUGACUGCUGUGUGACCGGGACAAUCUCUCCUACAGCUGCCGUCACACCUACACUGCUUCCCUGCCGGCAAACAUGACAACCCGCUCAGAGAGGGAGAAGGCCCAGAAGCUGAAUGAGCAGCACCAGGCCAUCCUGUCUCGCAUGCUGAGGGAGGAGGACAACAAGUACUGCGCUGACUGCGAGGCCAAGGGUCCAAGAUGGGCUUCAUGGAAUUUAGGAGUAUUUAUGUGCAUCAGAUGUGCUGGAAUCCAUCGAAACCUUGGUGUUCAUAUAUCAAGAGUUAAAUCUGUGAACCUGGACCAAUGGACCCCAGAACAGAUUCAGUGUAUGCAGGACAUGGGAAACACAAAGGCAAGACUACUGUAUGAAGCUAAUCUUCCUGAAAACUUUAGAAGACCUCAAACGGACCAAUCUGUGGAGUUCUUCAUCAGGGAUAAAUAUGAAAGGAAGAAAUAUUAUGACAAGAAUGCUGCAACCACUCUCACUACGUCCUCUUCUGAUCCUGUUCAGCCUUCGGCAUCCUCUCCUUCUCUGCAAGCUGCUGCUGAUAAAAGCAAAUUGGAGAAAGAAAAGGAAAAGAAAAGGGAAGAGAAGAAAAAGGAGAGAGAGCCUGAAAAACAGGUGAAAUCUGCCGGUGUGGAGAAGCCCUGUGACGCAAUGCUGAAGGUUGUAAGCAAGGAUUAUGUUGUAAAAGUGGAACUGAUGACUGAAAGGCGGGUGCUCUAA
Messenger RNA from Nanorana parkeri, 885 nucleotides. Its product is annotated as stromal membrane-associated protein 1-like. The record is from RefSeq and is a predicted model, not a curated record. Gene Ontology annotation, molecular function: metal ion binding; GTPase activator activity. NCBI's taxonomy places the organism in Eukaryota, Metazoa, Chordata, Amphibia, Anura, Dicroglossidae. Bases 232 to 885 code for a protein of 217 amino acids. The transcript is spliced from 7 exons. Gene Ontology annotation, biological process: regulation of clathrin-dependent endocytosis.